AUGUCAGGAGUUGAACUUGAUCUUGUUUGUCCAGAAAUUGAUGUUGAUGAUUUUUCAUCAGUAUCAAAAACAAAUCAUAAUGAGAAUAGUUUCGCCGAGGAAGAACAAAUGUCUGAAGAAACUCCACCAAUUAUUAACCUUGAAACUCAAGCAUCUAAUGAUAAUAUUCUUACAAAAAACAUUGAUUCCAAUGAAGAAUUAACUGAUUCAAAUUCGAAUUAUAUACCAACGGAAAUAAUACAAGAAAACGAAGCAACAUCAAUAAAUUUACCAGAAACUCCAGUUGAAGAACCAACAAUAACAUUUAAUAAUGAAAAAGAACUUGCUGCAUUGAAUAAUAUAUUUAAUGAUUCAGUUUAUUUUUUAAUUAAAAGUGGAAAUGAAGAAAAUGUUUCAUUAGCUAAAGCUAAAGGUGUAUGGUCAACACCACCAGCGAAUGAAAAUAAACUUAAUCGAGCAUUUCGACAAUAUCAAAAUGUUAUUUUAAUAUUUUCAGUUGCAGAAAGUAAAGCAUUUCAAGGUUUUGCUCGUAUGUCAGGUGAAGCUCGUCAUGAUAGUCAACCAAUUAAUUGGGUACUACCACCUGGUAUGAGCAAUCGAGCAUUUUCUGGUGUUAUUCCUAUUGAUUGGGUUUCACGACGGAGUUUACCAUUUAAUCAAACUCUUCAUUUGUUUAAUUCAUGGAAUGAAAAUAAACCUGUUAAAAUUGGACGUGAUGGACAGGAAAUUGAACCACGUUGUGCUGAAGCUUUAUGUCGUUCAUUUCCACCUGAUCCAACAAUUGAUAUAAUAACUAUAUCAAAAAAGUCCGUCAAACGUAUAUCAUCACGAUCACGAUCACCAUUAUCGAUAAAUCCAUCGAAAGAUUUAAAUCAUCAUUCAUCAUCACAACGUUCAUCCAAUUCUAUUGAUCGUCAUAGACAUCAACGAUCAAGAAGUCGAGAACGAAGCAGUAAAGAAUCACGUCGUAAACGACGACAUCGAUCAACAUCAUCACAUUCUGAUCAUGGAAACAGACGUAGUACGAGUCGAAAGCGUUCACAUCGGGAUAACGAAAAUCCUGCAGCACCUAAACAUGUCGACAAAACAAUGUCACAUAUAAUGGCCAAUGGAACAUAUGAGGAUUAUGUAAAAUAUAUGUAUGAAAGUCAAACACAAUAUGCCGGUUUUCCACCAACUAUGUUUCCACCUACGGGUUAUCCAAUGAUGUAUGAUCCAGCCAGUGCUUAUCCUAUGGGUUAUGAUCCUCAUAGUAUGCAUGGUGGACCUUACGGAGAUCCAACAAAUAUGUAUUUACCACAACCUUCGUCAUCUGUAUCUCAAAAUGCAUCUGAAUAUGAACAAGAAAUCAAUGCAUUUCUUCGUCAUACAACAUCAUCAUCACAUAAAGAAAAUGAUAAUGGAAAUAAAUCACAUCGAAAUCAUCAUCAUUAUAAAACAUCAUCAACAUCAUCUCGGCAUCGUUCAAAAUCUCGUGAACAUCGUCGUUAA
Adineta steineri is the source of this 1491-nucleotide messenger RNA. Lineage: Eukaryota; Metazoa; Rotifera; Eurotatoria; Adinetida; Adinetidae. The record is from the annotation of a GenBank genome assembly.